Harpegnathos saltator (Jerdon's jumping ant) is the source of this 1011-nucleotide messenger RNA. RefSeq names its product allatostatin A (gene Apime-ASTA). NCBI's taxonomy places the organism in Eukaryota, Metazoa, Arthropoda, Insecta, Hymenoptera, Formicidae. The record is from RefSeq and is a predicted model, not a curated record. Bases 419 to 1000 code for a protein of 193 amino acids. The transcript is spliced from 3 exons.
GGCAGGCGUCGACGCAAACACGUAUAAAGGCCGGCGUCGCGGCGCCCUCGGCGUCAUUCCCGCGCAGACACUAAAGCCACGGUGCCCGGUCGCGCGGCGUCGGUGACCUACAGAGGAGAGCCGUAUUGCAUCCUCGGAGUCACGUGUGAAAGCACGCACGGCCGAACGAACGAACGAACGAACGAACGAACGGAAGAAAGGAACGCUGUCCCUCGCGCGCACAAAAAAUCUCACCCCCGAAGAGCAAGAAAGGGAACAAAGAGGAAGAGAGAGAGAGAGAGAGAGAGAGAGAGAGAGAGAGAGAGAGAACGCGAACGACAGCUUCUCCUUACGUCUCUCUUUCCCUCGCACCUGAUUGUCUCGCAGGACCGCAGGAUCGCUGCCGAUAUUUUCCCAGCAACAGAUCCGCAACGACGUCAUGAGACCAACAUCAACGAGUCUGACUGCCAUGAGGCUCAUCAUGCUCUGUCUGUUGAGCGUGGUUGGUGAAUCGACGGCGGCGAUGGAGGAUAUGCCGUCUUCAUCUCUGCAUAUGCCGCGAUUAAAUCCAUUGUUGAACCAUGUUGAGUACGAGGAGCCUUCUGAGAAGAGGUCGUACGCUUACGUUUCCGAGUACAAGAGGCUACCACUGUACAACUUCGGCAUCGGAAAGCGAUGGGUCGACGACAACGAGGAUAAAAGAACACGGCCCUUCUCUUUCGGCAUCGGCAAGCGUCUGCGAGACUACAGGUUCGGCAUAGGCAAGCGCAACAGCCACCCCCUCAACCUGGAUUACCUUCCGGCCGACAACCUCGAGGCUUAUCACUCUCGCGAGGACAACGCGGACGAUCUCAUGGAGGAGAAGCGCAGUAACCAGCCGUUCAGCUUCGGCAUCGGGAAACGCGGCUGGAAGUUGGCCGGAGCGACAGCGAGGAGACCCAACGCCGACGUCGUCGCUGCUCCGCGUUAUUUACUGAGCUUGGGCAAAGGCAUAGGCGAAGACGAGGAGAUGGCUCAGUAGAGCUUCCUCGC